Messenger RNA from Calypte anna (Anna's hummingbird), 1828 nucleotides. RefSeq names its product RAB23, member RAS oncogene family (gene RAB23). The record is from RefSeq and is a predicted model, not a curated record. Bases 237 to 950 code for a protein of 237 amino acids. The transcript is spliced from 7 exons. Lineage: Eukaryota; Metazoa; Chordata; Aves; Apodiformes; Trochilidae. Gene Ontology annotation, molecular function: GTP binding; GTPase activity.
CGGUCCUGACGGCGUUUCCGGGCGGGGGAGCGGGGAUGUGCGUCCGGGUUGGGUCAGCUCCAGAGAGCGGUUUCCUUUCGCCUUCCCUCCUUCCCUGACUCUCUUCCUCCCUCCUUCGCCGCCGCUGAGGUGGAGCCGCCGCUGUGCCUUCAGAGGGAGCGCCGUCCACCCUGCUCCUGCAACGGACUGAAUCGGUAAUUUCCUGAGUAAACAAGAGGGUCACUUGGGCUGCAAAGAUGUUGGAAGAAGAUAUGGAGGUGGCCAUCAAGGUGGUGGUAGUAGGAAAUGGAGCUGUUGGAAAGUCCAGUAUGAUUCAGCGAUAUUGCAAGGGGAUUUUUACAAAAGACUACAAGAAAACUAUUGGUGUAGAUUUCCUGGAAAGACAAAUCCAAGUUAAUGAUGAAGAUGUCAGGCUAAUGUUGUGGGACACUGCAGGUCAAGAAGAAUUUGAUGCAAUAACUAAGGCCUACUAUAGAGGAGCCCAGGCCUGUGUUCUUGUGUUUUCUACAACUGACAGAGAGUCCUUCAAAGCAAUCCCUACCUGGAAGGAGAAAGUUGUGAAUGAAGUUGGAGACAUUCCCACAGUUCUGGUGCAGAAUAAGAUUGAUCUUCUUGAUGACUCUUGCAUAAAGAAUGAAGAGGCAGAAGCACUGGCAAAAAAGCUAAAAUUAAGAUUCUACAGAACAUCUGUGAAGGAAGACCUAAACGUAACUGAAGUUUUUAAGUAUUUGGCUGAUAAAUAUCUUCAGAAGCUCAAGCAACAAACAGCUGAGGAUCCAGAACUAGUACAUACAAGCAGUAACAAGAUUGGUUUUUUUAAUACAGCUGGUGGAAGUUACUCCAAUCAAAAUUCUAACACUCUUAAUGGUGGAGAUGUCAUCAAUCUUAGACCAAACAAACAGAGGACGAAGAAAAACAGAAGUCCUUUUAGCAAUUGCAGCAUACCUUAGACCACUUCUGGAGGGCCAAAAAACGACCCAGUGAAUUGGAUGAAAUUGUGCAAUUGAAUACAGAACAAAGCCGGCUGUAGAGGUAUUUUUACCUGUGCUUUAGCAAAUCUUGUGCCUAUGGAAUCCUUGAUAGAGGGUGGAUUCAUAUUAAACUCACUGAUGCAUUGGGUUUGUUGUGUGUAGAGGAAGACACCUGGUGGUGAAAGACAAAACUGCGGCUGCCCCUGCACUUCGUAAAAAUUAGGCAAGCUUCUCCUUUAAGGGAUUAUUUACAGAGCUAUGAACUAGGUGUUGCUGAACUACAAAGCGUGUUUAAUGUAAGGAUAAUACUUACAAGUAUAGGUACAGACCAUAACACUAUGGCCCAAGGUAACGUAGCAACCUUGCAACUAAUCUUCAAAGAAAAUGUUAGAAUUGGUUAUGACACUAAGAUAAACGAAAAGCAAAAAGAAGACACUAUGUUUUAUGCCUGACUAUAUUAAUAUGGAUUCUGGUAGUUCUGUUGGUGCAACAUAUUUGUAAUAUACAUAUGAGUGCUAAGAUCCAUGUGUAAACAUUUGGUAUGAAUAUUUAGGCUUUCCAGUGCCCACAUUACUUGGGGAUCAGCUAAUGAUUAUAAAAAAGCACCUUCCAAAAAAAUUUCCUUUAAAAAUGUUGCAUUUCAGAUAGGCUUUAUUUCCCAGCUGCCACUGUGUAUGUUUAACUUGCUAGACUUUCGGCCUAGAAGCUUAGGUUUUAAAAUGUAUGGUGCCAAAACUACUCCUCCUUUUUACUUAAUGCUGUGCUGCAGAUCUAAGUAUGUUUUUGUCAGUCUUAACAGGUUGAACGAAUAACACAGUCAUUGACACUAACAGCUAUUCAGAAGAACCAUAUAAUCA